Molecule: messenger RNA, 1451 nt
Organism: Dromaius novaehollandiae (emu)
Lineage: Eukaryota; Metazoa; Chordata; Aves; Casuariiformes; Dromaiidae
Gene: C27H1orf74
Product: chromosome 27 C1orf74 homolog
Exons: 1
Coding region: 113-949 (278 amino acids)
Source: RefSeq, a predicted model, not a curated record
CCCCCGAGGCGAGGGGCGGCCGCCAGGGCCCCGCGCGUCAGGGCUGGCGGCGGAAGGGCGCUCCGCCCCGGAAGCGGUAGGGGCGGCGGCUUACCUCCGGCGUGAGGCGGCGAUGGCGCCGGGCGAGGCGGGCCGGGCGGCGGGCCCUAGGGGCGGCGGGCUGUCGGCGCCGCGGCUGGUGCUGGCGGCGCGGCGGGGGCUGGGGGAAGCGGGCGGGCGGCGGCUGGCGGCGGCCCGCGCCCUGCAGCUGGCUGGGGAGGUGCUGGCGGUGGCGGCGGGGCUGAAGCCGGCCUUGCUCUACGACUGCGGGGUGGCGGGGGCUGAGCAGUUGCGGGACUACCUGGGGCGGCUGCGGGAGGCCGGCCUGGCCGCCGGCCGCCUGCACCUGCUGAGCGUGGCGGGCAGCGUGCUGGUGCUGCACCCGGGGCGCGCGGCCCGGCGCCUCGAGGCCGUGCUGCAGGCCCAGCCCGCGCCCUUUGUGGACGUGUCUGUGGCCCGGGCGCAGCCGGAGCUCUGCGGGACCUUGGCAGCGCACACCAUCAGGGGCCACCUCUCGGCUCUCCUGGCACACCUCAAGGCUGCAGAAACUGCCGCCGGCCCCAUAUCUUGCAGUGAGGUUUGCUCUGCUGACUGGAACCUCUGCACCGUUUUUGGGGUGCUCCUGGGCUACCCGGUUGCCUACACCUUCACAGUGGAGGACGGCUUUGAGAACUGCUUGGCGUUGACGCCGCUGAGAGUUUUCACCAUCCGGGCUUCCUGCCACAGGAUAAGAGACGAUCUCACGGUCCAGAUUUAUUCCUUCAGCAUCCCAGAAAACCUCUAUCCUGAGAUGAAGGAGGUGGUGGAUGCCUGGUGCGACAACCUGAAGGACAGUUUCAGUACUCAGGAUGAUUUUGCAGAUCUCUGCAUUUCAAGUGAGGUGGUUACUCUUACAGCAGUUGCCUUGUAAGACUGAGUUUGUACUUAAUCCAUUUCUCACCUGUAUUAGGGACUGAGGUGAGAAAAACAGUGCCCACCCGAGUGGUGAACAUCCCCCUGAAUUUAUCUCAGGAAGCCCCUGAAAUUGUAGAUCUCCAUCUCCCUUCAACAUAAACUGAAGCACCAAAGAAUAAAUCAUAGCUAUCUUGGGCCUCUGACCUCUUAGGCCAUUUGCAAAUUAAAUACGUGCAUUUCCUAGAGGACCGGUGUAUGAAUGUGUGUGUGUACAGCUGCUUUACAGUCUGGAUCAUGACUGCACACUUUUUUUUUUUUUUAAAAAAAAAGCAAUUCUUUUGCAGUAGCACUCCAGACAUUCCCCCAAUUGCUCAUGGAGGGAAUUCCUGUGCAGGGCACUGGAAGCCAUGGGUUUCUGCCCUUUUUUUCCCCACUGAAUCCAUUUGUGUGCCUCACCUGUAAAAUCAGGAUAUUUAUUGCGAACAAUUGAAGGUUAAUAAAAUUGUUACAUCACAUUA